CAACACUUCCUACCAGAUACGUAACACGAUGAGGCUCUCGGUUGUGAAUUUCUUCAAAAAGAGUGUAAACGGACACAUUUUCCGAGGCAAGUACCGUCUCGUCAAACGUGUCACACCCCGAGCGACACAAUCGUUAAUUAGAGAGUACGAGCAAACCGAAGCCAACAUGAAACUGCUGCUUCACCCCUACUUGACGAAGGAGCAAUCCAGUGGUCACGCAAAGGAGCUUGGUAAAAAGGAUCAAAUUGUUGCCAAGUGGCGCGAGGAGCAAUUGAAGAUGAAACCGCACGUCACCAUAGCGGAACGUUUGGCUCACCUGAAAGUGAAGGACGUUUGGGACUAAGCGAAAAGAGUAUGGAAGUUAAAAUGUACACAGUAAGAGCACAUAUUUUAUUGUACAACAAGUGCUUACAGCUAUGCGUUUAAACGAUUCUUUGUUUAGUGUAUAAAUGAUAACA
This is a messenger RNA of Anopheles coustani, 458 nucleotides long. RefSeq names its product large ribosomal subunit protein mL63. Gene Ontology annotation, biological process: mitochondrial translation. The transcript is spliced from 2 exons. Gene Ontology annotation, cellular component: mitochondrial ribosome. Lineage: Eukaryota; Metazoa; Arthropoda; Insecta; Diptera; Culicidae. The record is from RefSeq and is a predicted model, not a curated record. Gene Ontology annotation, molecular function: structural constituent of ribosome. Bases 29 to 343 code for a protein of 104 amino acids.